UUUCAUUCUCCACUCUAUAAAUCACAACACCGUUUGACUCCAAACCACCAUUCACAAUCAACUUCCCUCUCUCAUCAAAAAGUCCAAGAACACAGCUACAAUGUCAAUCUCAAGUCUCUCUCUCUGCUUAAUCUUCCUCACCUUCCUCACUUCCACACUUGUUCUCUCCUCUCGCACCCCUAAAAUGGCUGUAGCAGCAUCACCUUCAAUAGAGAAGAACCUCCAGAAAACACAUGUUCAUCCUCCUUCACUGCCUGUUUCUGAAUCCACUGAGGCUGAUGGAUCAAUGUUUAUGUCCAAGAUUGAUGCUGAGCCAGCACCGAACACGGCUAUAUCCGGUUUCUUCAGGCAUAUGUUCCCAUUCCCAGGCUGGCCUUUCCACAAGUAUGGUCCUUUCCCAAUGGACAAGCCAGCAAAUCCUUCUGUUACUACAACACCGGCUACUGGAGCUGAGGAAGAUGAAUCUGAGAAGGUGCCUUCUUCUCCAAGCAACGGAAACAGAGAUGGUGGCAAUGCUUGAAGAUGAAUGAAUACUUACUACAUAAAAAGCUUAUUAUGUUUAUCUUAUAGUUUUACAUAUUGUGUUAAAUAAAAAUGUACCAUGUACUAUAAAUGAUAUGUGACAUUUUAUUUUUACAUGGAUUAAUGAAAUGAAUACAAUUUUAAAUCUUAA
Brassica napus (rape) is the source of this 673-nucleotide messenger RNA. RefSeq lists its product as uncharacterized. Bases 101 to 520 code for a protein of 139 amino acids. The transcript has a single exon. The record is from RefSeq and is a predicted model, not a curated record. Lineage: Eukaryota; Viridiplantae; Streptophyta; Magnoliopsida; Brassicales; Brassicaceae.